This is a messenger RNA of Alternaria arborescens, 2979 nucleotides long. RefSeq lists its product as hypothetical. Gene Ontology annotation, biological process: transmembrane transport; metal ion transport. Gene Ontology annotation, molecular function: metal ion transmembrane transporter activity. Gene Ontology annotation, cellular component: membrane. NCBI's taxonomy places the organism in Eukaryota, Fungi, Ascomycota, Dothideomycetes, Pleosporales, Pleosporaceae. The record is from RefSeq and is a predicted model, not a curated record. Bases 1 to 2979 code for a protein of 992 amino acids. The transcript is spliced from 3 exons.
AUGGAAUAUGAACGCGUCACAGCCGAAGUACUACAUGUCGCAUUCCAAUGUGCUAUCUUCCAGCAGUAUCAGUGGUCGACGAAAUCAGACCCUAUCCAUUAUUCGUCUGGAUUGGACAUCACUAUGGCAGCGAAACUGCUGUUACGGGACCUGGACUUCAUCGAUGCUGCGUAUUCAUUCAACGAUGACGAAUUGCAUAAGAACUAUUCGUAUCGAAUUAGUGAAGAUGGUUACGGAUUCAUACUUGAACAUGAGGGCUUGUUCCGGAACGACAAGGAGUGUGAGGAAUGGGAAAAAUUUGAUUCCGUCUUCCUGGCUGUCUCCAUCUUUGUCAAUGGUGUAGCCCAAAAGCUUGAGCUCAGUAACAACUACGAUGAUCCUGUCAUAGUUGUGAACUCUCCAGAAUUCUUUGUGGUACAAGAUCACUGUGAUUCGAACUCCGACACGGCCGCAGAAUCUUUGACCGAUACACCAUUUCAAUUGAUCAAGCUUGCUCAUUAUGGGAGGCUAUUCAAGUUGGACAAGGACGGUGUCUUUUUGACAGAGCUCAAGGCUCUUGCGACCAACUGGAUUCAGGUACUCGAAACUGCCAACGUUCGAGGGUUUUAUGCAUUCCCUCGCCCCAAGACAGAUCCUACAACACCGAACGAAUUCCGCUUGGACGAUCACGUUUGGAUGUGGAGAGCCCUUAGCGCCGUCAAGGACAUGGUCCGGGGCAACGAGCUCGGCAAUUUCAAGCUUCGAUCAACGCGACGCCGGCGUGAAGCAUCCGAAGAGAGCUUUGAGAAGGUGGAGAGCAAUUUGAAUGCAGAGUACUCUCCAGAUGUGUUUCAAAAGCACGUCUUGAGACGGUUCACCACUGAGAAUCCUGUCUCCAAGCAAAGGAUGCUUGCUGUAGCACGAUCUCCCGUCGAGAACAGGUUUUAUCUCCACUCUCGAGAUACCGCAUCACUCUACAAGGAAAACUCAACAUUCUUCUCGAAGUACGAUGCUCUCUGGAAAGCUACCAUGAACGUACAGAGAUUCCACGAGGGGUCUGAAGAUUUUGGCCGGGGUAAUCCGUUGCGAUACACGCUCGAUAUCAUGCGCGAGACAAUCGAUUGUAUAGCCGCAAAAGACAUAUUAUUACAGAGCUCGUCUGCGAACGGGCUCUUUCCAGGUGCACUGGACCCUUUGACUAAAGAGCCUGAGAUGUCCUAUGAGGGAAAAUGGAGGGACCGUUACUGGCAUCGAACGUUCGAAGUUCCUUACAUACUUUGGGAAUGCCGAGACUCCGACAUAUUUCAAUCGGUCUUGAGCAAGGAUUCUGCUCAAGUUCAGAAGGAAUCGAUCAACAUUCCUGUCCAAGUUCAGAAAGAUUUGAGCAAUGUUCCUGCCCACACUCAGAGGGAUGUGAGCAUUAUUCUUUCUGAAAUCCAGAAGGAAUUUGAUGAUGCUCUGACCCAAGGUCAGAAAGAUUUACCUGCAAGUUCACUAGCUUCAGAUUUGUACCCGACUCAAAUGACGAUGAAGAAAAGGAUACCGUUUAAUAACGUCAUUGUUCAACAAAGCAUUGUUGAAUUGUCAGAUGAAUGGCUCUAUAGGUUUCCAAGCUUUUUUCAUUCUGAGUUGUCUGCUGAAGACACUGUACCUGUCGAGGACACUGUCAAGAACAAAAAUGCGACUGUCAUACCGCAUGGCGUCAUCAUCGACAUCCCAAAGACUGACCGUAGCAAGGAAUACGAAGAUCCUUUAGUUGAUGUUGAACUGCUGGAUAACGAAGACAUGUACAACAAGCUUAGAAAAGAGCGUUCGGUACAUAACAGCAAGAAACGGCUCGUAUGGAUCACGAAUCCCGACACGGAUACUAAGAGAUUCUGUCGCAUCACAUCUGCUGAUGAUGAGUCAGAUUCGUUGAACCUUUUCUUUGAACGGCACAACAAUAAGGCCAAAUACUUCUCCGAUGAAGUGACUGCUGCUGCGAACUUGUGGACAACCGAGCUGCACCUUUCAUCCUACCGACUUAUCCGUCAGACAAGGAACGAAAAAAGAGCCGAAAGCACAGAGAAGCUUGAAAAGAUGUUCAAGCUAAAGGAGUUGAAGCUGGACUUUGAGCAACAAAAGGAGCCAUGGAAGCAGCGCAAGGUGCUGGAACUCCUUCUGCUUGAUCGAAUGCUUCGGGAGCUAACGCAGCGAUACGAUGAAAUCAUAGGGGAGAUAGGCCAACAGCUAGAGCGGCUAUUUGUUCGCACGGCGAGAACAGAUAGCAAGAAUACCAAAGAAGAGAAAGUCAAAGGGAACAUAGUAUCCAUCUCGAACGAGCUGUUCUCUAGACAGAUGAACAAUGGUGCUUAUCUGGUGUUCCGUAAGACAUGGCCGGCCUUACAAUAUUCUCUUCAAGUUAUUGAGGAAGAUCUCAAGGAAGUCUUGGAGAAUAUUGACAUAUGGAACACCCGCAAAGCAGAUCGAAGACCCGAAGAGCCGCGAUGGACAAAAAACGAUGAGGGAAGAUACCGGGCUGCUAUCACGAAGCUUACAAAUGAGAACUUGCAUGCGAUUCGAGACUUGCGAUAUCACCUAGCCACCAUCCAGUCGUUGAGAGUCUCCCUCUCAAGCGGGCUCGAUUCUACAAGAGACGAGUUGAGCUUUCAGAACGCAGAGAACAUUCGAUAUUUCACGUUCCUCACUGCCGUGUUUCUGCCACUUGGAUUUGCCACAGGGAUCUGGAGCAUGGCCGAUUCAUCCCCUCGUAGCGAAAGCAUAAGAGGGAUGGUGGUCACAGCUGUCAUUACAUUGUUCCUGACAUUCACUGUGCUGAUCAAUGUGCAAAGACUCAACGAAUACUUGAGCCUUUAUACCUCUCGUACGUUCUGGGAGAAGCACAACGGAGCGCAAGCGAAUGUGCAUCAAGAGCAGCAGGGCGAUCCUUCUGAGCGCGAUAGCGCGAUAGCGCAACGCAUAAGUUCAGUGAACUUCGAGGGAUUCAGCUGCCUGGUUUGA